ACUGGUGUCCUUAUUAGAAGAGAUCAGAAAUCUCUCUCUCUCCAGAAUUCUCUCUCUCCCUGCAUGCACAGAAGAAAGGCCAUAUGAGGACACAGCAAGGAGCUGACCAUCUGCAGGCCAGCAAGAGAGCUCUCGCCAGAAACCAGCCCUGACAGCACCUUGAUUUUGGACUUCUAGCCUCCAGAGCAGUGAGAAAAUAAAUUUCUGUUGUUUAAGCCACCCAGCCUGUGGUACUCUGUGAUGGCAGCCUGAGCUGACUAAUACAUUCAUUCUCCUCGUCUGCAAAGCAGGGAUAAAAUUAGGACCUGCAUCAUGAAGCUAUUGUGAGAAGCCAGUGAGGAAAUGCAUGUGUAAUGCCUGCCUGUUUAACUUUCCUACAGCACCUUCAGCACCUGGAACAGUGCCUGGUGUGUAGUGGAUGUUCAAUACCGACUGAACUACAUCCACCAAGAAAGGAAGCUGUCAGACUCAAUAUCCGUGUGUAUUUCUGAGCUUUUCACUAACCUCCCUCUCCUUGAUCAUUGAUCAUCGCUCUCCAGCGAAUGACAGCAGGCACAAAGGAGUUAAGAAAAGUGUCUGCAGGGAUGGUCUCCUGGUUUUAAUUGGAUCUGCCAUUAAUACCCUGUCUUCUGUGAACUGGGAAAGGGCUUGGUCUGGCUCAUCCUGAGUAGAGUCUGAGUCUCUGGGAGGAGGCGACAUUGACCAGGCAGCUUUGGGGCCCUUGGUCCAGCCUUGCGGGCCUGGGCAUUGAGGAGGGAGCUCUUCCUCCCGUGGGGCAGGGGGCAGGAGCUGCAGCUGUGGGAUGCAGCGGUGGGGGAGCUAGGGCUGGGCCCUGGGAGUGGCAUGGACGAAGUUGGUCUGGGGCUGGAGGCCACAGCAGGCCCACCUUCCUGGUGCUUGCACGAUGCAAAUGAUGGGAACAAUAGGGCCCCUGUCCCCAGGCCAUUUGUGGCAGAACCUGGACCCUGGGGAGGCAUAGCUCCUUUACCUUGGCCAUGGUGAGACUUGGUUCUGGGGGCAGCCCCAGGUGCACAGACCUGCCCACCCCUGGGGCCCAGGACUCCGGGCAGGGAGAGACAUCCCACCUGAACUGACCACCCCCUUAUUUUCCUCCCUGACUCUUUCCAGGACAAGCUCAGCAGGAGCAAGGCCAGGUUGGGGCCACACCUUCCACCCCCAAGAUGUGCAGGUAAGUGACCAACCCCCAGAUGCGUAGGAGCCCCUGCAAGUCGAGUCUCCCCUGAGGACUCUGGACACCUCCUGCCCAUUAUAGUCCGGUGCUGUUAAGUCACUGGGCCCUAGCUCUUCCACCUGUCUCGGUCAGAAUUAGGGAUGCAUGGGGUAGGGGACUGGCAUAGGUGGAACAGGCUGUGAGACCCCCCUAUCUCCAAAACGCCUCACUGGUCUUGCUGCAGUGUUGGAAAGGCCCACCGUGAAUGGUUCCUUUGAGGCCACUGUAAGAGUGCAGAUGGUUUAUUAUAUUUUGGAGAGAGAGUAAGUCAUUGUGCUAGAGAGGGACUGGGCCAUGAGGAUAUGAGGACAGUCUCACCAGUCUCCCAUCCAGACUCUCCUGCUUGGAGAAAAGAUGACCCCUGCCCAUCUCCUCUGUCUGCCUCAGGGACCAGGAGACGCAGGCAUCCCUUCCCAGAAGCCCAGGAGGAGGAGGAAGAAGAGGAGGAUAAAUAUGAGCUGCUCCCCUGUGAGGCUCUGCUCCGCCACCCAGCCCCCGCCCACCUUCCUGGCACUCAGGAGGACUCUUUGUACUUGGAUCACUCUGGCCCCCUGGGCCCUCCCAUGUCACCACCACCACCGCCACCACCGCCACCGCAGCCCCAGCCCGAGAUGAUGAACAACCUCCCUACCUGCCCCACCCCAGGCUACCAUUUCCCACCCAAGGCAGCAUGGAGCCCGCCCGGAGGCCACAAAGCAGAGCUGGCCCUUUGGGAGGCGAGGUGCCGGGCCCAGCAAAGAAGCCCGAGGAGGACAUUUACGUAGAUUGUGAGCCCAGUCCAGUCCCGGCCUUGCCUCAGACUCUGAGCUCCCAAGUCCUGAGGCCCCCAGUCCCUCUACCAAGGACAUCAGUGGGGCCCAGGCCCACCACAGCCCCCCAGGAAGCUCAGAAUGGAGCAUCGAAUGCCACCUCUAAAGGAUCUGCACCAAAUCAGGAAGCUCCCAACCUGUACCUUAAAAUCACUCCUCACUUGGAGGUCACGCGUGGCCUAGCCGGAAGGAUAGCCUCUCUUUGCUCUGUAGCUGCCACCCAGAAUGCCUCAGCUGCUGAGGAAGGCGAUCUGCUGGGCCAGCCUUGGUACUCAGGGAACUGUGACCGCCAUGCUGUUGAGAGUGCCCUGCUGCGACGCCAAAAGAACGGGGCCUACACCGUGCGCCCCAGCUCAGGCCCUCGUGGUUCUCAGCCCUUCACCCUGGCAGUACUUCUCCACGGCCGGGUCUUCAACAUUCCCAUCCGCCGGCUGGAUGGCGGGCGCCACUACGCCCUGGGCCAGGAAGGUAGGAACCACGAGGAGCUCUUCUCCUCCGUAGCCGUCGUCCAGCACUACCUGCAGCACCCCCUACCACUCGUGGACAGACACAGCGGCAGCCGGCAGCUCACCUGCCUGCUCUUCCCCACCAAGCCCUGACGCCACAGCGCACGUGCACCCCGGCCUCCGGUUCCACAGUUUGCUCCUCGGGCUGUCUCCCUCUCCUCUCCCAGGCGGUGGAUGAGAGUGGCCACUCUACACUUUCCCCAGGCCGACUCAGCAAUCCUGCAGGCAGAUCACACAGGCAAGAUGACACCUGAAGAGUCAGCCAGUCUGCACUCAACGGAGAAUGAUGCAGAACCCAACCUCCUGCCUCGAUGAUUCACUGAGAUUCUUCCCCCUCAUUUUUCCCGUUAAAAAAUGUCAUGGCUGAGCAGAAUCUUUAGAGUUGGUCUCUGGACAUGAAUCCACCUUCUCCCCAGAUUGCCGGCUUUUCUAAUUAAAGUAACUUUCCUUUCUACUGA
Aethalodelphis obliquidens (Pacific white-sided dolphin) is the source of this 3004-nucleotide messenger RNA. RefSeq names its product SH2 domain containing 6 (gene SH2D6). NCBI's taxonomy places the organism in Eukaryota, Metazoa, Chordata, Mammalia, Artiodactyla, Delphinidae. The record is from RefSeq and is a predicted model, not a curated record. Gene Ontology annotation, cellular component: cytoplasm. Gene Ontology annotation, biological process: intracellular signal transduction; cell surface receptor protein tyrosine kinase signaling pathway.